GGCGAGCCCGUGGCCCAGUGGAGCCCGCUUGGGAGCGGCUCGGGGUCCCGCGCGCCGAGGGCUCCGGGCGCCAGCUGAUGCCGCCCGAGCCCGGCGCUCGGCGCGGAGGCUCUGCCUUAGGUGCCCGAGGAGAGCAGGAGCAGGUCCUGGCAGAGGGCAGGAUGAUUGAGGAAAGUGGGAACAAGCGCAAGACCAUGGCGGAGAAGAGGCAGCUGUUCCUAGAAAUGCGUGCUCAGAAUUUUGAUAUCAUACGUCUAUCAACUUACAGAACAGCUUGCAAAUUACGAUUUGUACAAAAACGUUGCAACCUUCAUCUCGUUGAUAUCUGGAACAUGAUUGAAGCUUUCCGAGAUAAUGGCCUUAACACACUGGACCAUACUACCGAGAUAAGUGUGUCCCGCCUUGAAACUGUCAUCUCAUCCAUCUACUACCAGCUGAAUAAGCGCCUUCCUUCUACUCACCAAAUCAGUGUGGAACAGUCUAUCAGUCUCCUCCUCAACUUUAUGAUUGCUGCAUAUGACAGGCCAGUACCAGGCUUUGAGGGCCGAGGCAAGUUGACGGUAUUUUCAGUUAAGGCUAUGUUAGCAACCAUGUGUGGUGGAAAAAUGCUGGACAAAUUAAGAUAUGUUUUCUCCCAGAUGUCAGAUUCCAAUGGCUUACUGAUAUUUAGCAAGUUUGACCAGUUUCUGAAGGAAGUUCUGAAGCUCCCCACAGCUGUCUUUGAAGGGCCAUCUUUUGGUUACACAGAGCAUUCAGUCCGCACCUGUUUUCCACAGCAGAAAAAGAUAAUGCUGAAUAUGUUCUUGGACACAAUGAUGGCUGACCCUCCCCCCCAGUGCCUUGUCUGGCUGCCUCUCAUGCACAGGCUCGCCCAUGUCGAGAAUGUCUUCCACCCCGUGGAGUGCUCCUACUGCCGCUGUGAGAGCAUGAUGGGCUUCCGGUACCGAUGCCAGCAGUGCCACAACUACCAGCUCUGCCAGAACUGCUUUUGGCGCGGCCAUGCCAGUGGCCCUCACAGCAACCAGCACCAGAUGAAGGAACAUUCCUCUUGGAAAUCCCCUGCAAAGAAGCUGAGCCAUGCAAUUAGUAAAUCUUUGGGGUGUGUGCCCUCCAGAGAACCUGCGCAUCCUGUUUUUCCUGAACAACCAGAGAAACCACUUGACCUUGCACAUAUAGUUCCUCCUCGCCCUCUGACUAAUAUGAAUGACACCGUGGUUAGCCACAUGUCUUCUGGAGUACCCACUCCCACCAAGAGGUUACUGUGUAGCCGGGACAUGCCCAGUCCUUUGGCCGACGAGCACGCACUGAUAGCCUCCUAUGUGGCCCGUCUGCAGCACUGUGCACGUGUCCUGGACAGUCCUACCAGACUGGAUGAGGAACACCGGCUUAUAGCCCGCUAUGCUGCCCGAUUAGCUGCAGAAGCAGGAAACAUGACUCGUUCUCCCACUGAUGUGAGCUUUAAUUUUGAUGCCAACAAACAGCAGAGACAGCUCAUUGCAGAACUGGAAAACAAGAACAGAGAGAUUCUGCAGGAGAUCCAGCGCCUCCGCCUGGAGCAUGAGCAGGCCUCCCAGCCCACUCCCGAGAAGGCCCAGCAGAACCCCACGUUGCUGGCAGAGCUUCGGUUGCUGAGGCAGAGGAAAGAUGAGCUGGAACAAAGGAUGUCUGCCCUGCAGGAGAGCAGGCGGGAGCUGAUGGUCCAGCUGGAGGGGCUGAUGAAGCUGCUGAAGGAAGAAGAACAAAAGCAGGCAGCUCAGGCCACAGCCUCACCACAUACGUCACCCACUCACGGAGGUGGCCGCCCUAUGCCCAUGCCUGUCCGCUCCACGUCUGCCGGCUCCACCCCCACGCACUGCCCACCGGACUCUCUGAGUGGAGUUGGGGGCGACGUGCAGGAAGCGUUUGCACAAGGUACGAGGAGAAACCUGCACAGUGACCUGCUGGUGGCCGCUGACUCCAUCACCAACACCAUGUCAUCCCUGGUGAAGGAGCUCCAUUCAGGCUGAUUUCAUCUGAACUUCGUGACCUGCUGCGUCCUCACUCCUUGAAUCUAGCUUCUCUGUCUCCAUCUCUCAGCCACUGCAGUGCCUUCCCAGAGACCUCUGCCUUGUAGCAUUUUCUCUCACAUAAAACGCAGGGAAGAGAGAAGGAAAAAACAGCCUUCCACGUGUCGUCGUACCUCCUAGUGUCCCCAUGACUCCAUCAGUGGUGGAACCACCUGACCUCAGGUGCUUCCCAGGGGUGGGAUCGACGUGUUACACAAGUGAGCUCCCUUCCCUCUCAGUGGACCCCUCAGGCCGAGGGUCCCCUCUGCCCUGUUUUACCUGACAUGGUGUCUGUAAGUGCCUGGCAGUAGUUUCACGGGGUUAUUAAAAACGCAGAGCAGUUGCUCAUGGACUGUUCAGGACUGUUUUAGAGAAGAAUACUCCACAGCUGAUGAGAAGACUCCUCCCUGAUCGGUCUCCCUCGGAGGUUGGAAAUCCCGCUCUUCAGGGAAUUUCCCGGGGAUUUUAGGCAUGGAGAUGAACUACACUUGUGCCUCAAGGCCACUUGUUACCAUUUAUGCAAAAUCAAUGGCUUUUGAGUGCCUUAAAUGAGGGUGAAAGUAUGAUGUAACUGCUAGUACCUGUAAAUCAGUACACAGAAAGCAUGUGGAAAUUAAAGGGGUUCAAAAAAUCAAGCCUUUACGUGGCUGUUGAACAAUCCCUCACAUUAGAAAGGGUUGUUUUAAGGAAAUUGUGCAGGGUCAUUUGUCAGGUACGUUAGACAUCUGCUGUUUGGCCCUCUUGUGAUAGAAUUGUGGUUUAGCCAGGGACAUGGCUCAGCGGCAAAAGCACCUGCCUGGAAAGCUCAGGGUCCCGAGUUUCAAUUUCUGGUACCAAAAAAGAACGAAAGAAAGAAAUGUGAUUUAUCAGAAAAGUGGUCUGCCUCGGAUCAUGCCACUUUCGGUGACACAGACUCAGAAUUUAGGUCUUAGAACAUGAGCCCUUGCCCCCCCC
Messenger RNA from Cavia porcellus (domestic guinea pig), 2999 nucleotides. RefSeq names its product dystrobrevin beta (gene Dtnb). Gene Ontology annotation, molecular function: zinc ion binding. The transcript is spliced from 19 exons. The record is from RefSeq and is a predicted model, not a curated record. Bases 78 to 2006 code for a protein of 642 amino acids. Gene Ontology annotation, biological process: synaptic signaling. Gene Ontology annotation, cellular component: synapse; plasma membrane. NCBI's taxonomy places the organism in Eukaryota, Metazoa, Chordata, Mammalia, Rodentia, Caviidae.